Molecule: messenger RNA, 1638 nt
Organism: Fusarium fujikuroi IMI 58289
Lineage: Eukaryota; Fungi; Ascomycota; Sordariomycetes; Hypocreales; Nectriaceae
Product: related to nicotinamide mononucleotide permease
Exons: 6
Coding region: 1-1638 (545 amino acids)
Biological process (GO): transmembrane transport
Cellular component (GO): membrane
Molecular function (GO): transmembrane transporter activity
Source: RefSeq, a predicted model, not a curated record
AUGGCCACUGUUUUAGUCAGGGACCAGAAGUACCUCGAUGUAUCCGAGUCUGAGAUCUCUGUUGACUCGGUGCCACCACUUGGAGCGCCUGCCAGUGUUUUUGAUGAUCCUAAAACUGCCGAGCAAUACCAGCCGCGAUCAGACUGGGAAAACCUCAGUCGCUUUGAUCCCCUUGCACGAUGGACCUGGGGGGAAGAAAAGCAAUUGGUCCGCAAAGUCGACAUCAAAAUUAUGAUCUGGGCAUGUACCAUGUUCAUGGCCCUGGAGUUGGACAGAGCCAACAUUUCCCAAGCCUUGACGGACAACCUCCUAGGCGACUUGGGCUUGACGACCAAUGUGAUUGGUUAUAAUGCUACAGACUUUAACCUUGGAAACACGGUAUUCAAGCUCUCGUUCCUCUGCGCUGAGCUGCCAUCGCAGCUUGUCUCUAAAUGGAUGGGUCCUGAUCGUUGGAUCCCGACCCAAAUGUGCCUCUGGAGUAUUGUUGCGGCGGCGCAGUUCUGGCUAUCAGGCCGCGAAUCAUUUCUCGCCUGUCGUGCAUUUCUUGGAAUUCUACAGGGUGGCUUUAUCCCUGAUGUGAUUCUGUACCUCUCAUACUUUUACAAGCACCACGAGCUUUCGAUUCGUCUAGGGUUCUUUUGGACCAUGAUGAGCGUCGCCGACAUCAUCUCGGCGCUUCUUGCGGCUGCCUUGUUGGAGAUGCGAGGUAUCAACGAUCACGCUGGUUGGCGAUGGCUGUUCCUCAUUGAGGGACUCAUCACUCUGAUCUUCGGCCUCCUCGCCUAUGGUCUCAUGCCCCCGGGCCCAAUCCAAACUGCCAAUUGGUUCCGUGGAAAGACAGGCUGGUUCACCGAGAGAGAAGAAGUCAUCAUGGUCAACCGCAUCAUCCGCGAAGAUCCCACCAAGAGCACAAUGCACAACCGGCAGCCCAUUACAUUCAAACUGCUGUUCCAGAGUCUUAGUGACUACGACCUUUGGCCAUUGUAUCUGCUUGGACUGACUUUCCAGAUCCCUGCCACUCCGGAGGGGCAGUACUUGACUCUGUCGCUCAAGAGCCUCGGCUUCAACACGCUUCAGUCCAAUCUCUUAAGCAUUCCAUAUACUGUAUUUCAUAUCAUUACCAUGUUGAUCCUCACUUAUGCAGCCGAGUAUGUGAAGAACCUGACUCUCAUGGGAAUAAUUGGUCAGAUUUGGAUCUUGCCUUGUCUUAUUUGGUUCAAUGUCGCCAAUACCCAAACAGCUAGCCGUUGGACUGUCUAUGCCGUCACCACUGUGCUGCUGUCCUAUCCAAAUGCCCAUCCUAUCCAGGUAGCUUGGAACUCUCGCAACUCGAAUAGUGUACGCUCUCGAACCGUAUCGGCCGCCUGUUACAACAUGUUUUGUCAAGCUGGCGGUAUUAUCGCUUCCAACAUCUAUCGCAAGGAUGAUGCUCCUAAAUACCACCGUGGUAAUCGACAGUUGCUUGCUAUUCUUAUUAUGAAUAUUGUCCUUUAUGUCCUGGUAAAGGCUUACUAUAUCCUCCGUAAUAAGUCACGCGAUAAGAAAUGGAAUGAUAUGACUGAGUCGGAGAGGUUGAAAUAUCUUGACACUACCAAGGAUGAAGGCAACAGAAGACUGGAUUUUAGAUUCGCUCAUUAA